Molecule: messenger RNA, 1845 nt
Organism: Varanus komodoensis (Komodo dragon)
Lineage: Eukaryota; Metazoa; Chordata; Lepidosauria; Squamata; Varanidae
Gene: MSTO1
Product: misato mitochondrial distribution and morphology regulator 1
Exons: 14
Coding region: 38-1756 (572 amino acids)
Biological process (GO): mitochondrion distribution
Cellular component (GO): cytoplasm
Source: RefSeq, a predicted model, not a curated record
GCUGCGCUCGUCCCCUCACCCACCUUCGAGGGCCGGGAUGUCGGGGGUCCGCGAGGCGGUGACGCUGCAGCUGGGCCACUACGCGGGCGGCGUCGGAGCCCACUGGUGGGGCCUGCAGGAAGCCUCCUUCUGCUUCGAUCCUGCGGCCGCCGAAUCGGAAGAGGGGAUUCACCACGAUGUGCUGUUCCGCACAGGGAAGACUCUUCAGGGCCAAGAGACGUAUACGCCCCGCCUCAUUCUCAUGGACCUCAAAGGCAGCCUGAGCUCCUUGAAGCAGGAGGGUUCCUUGUACCAGGAUGAGAAAACAAAUACUCUUGUAGCUUGGAAGGGGAAUCUGACCACACACCGAGAAGACCUGGCCCCUGGGAGGUCCGUCCUUCAUGGCUUGGACAGAUCGGAGGGCAACAGUUCUUCCAACGGUGACUUUGCUUCUAGGCCCCUUUCUGGGGGUAAAGACCGGCCUCCUCGCCAUGAGACGCAGGACCAGGCUGCGAAGGCACCGCACGUGUGGUCAGACUUCCUCCGGACACACCUGCACCCCCGGAGCAUCUUGACCAUCCAGCAGUACAGUCACGAGGGGGAAUCCAACCGGCUGGAGGCUUUUGGGCAAGGGGAAAAGCUCCUGCAAGACGGCGCCUACCUGGAGGAGCUGGAGGACAGGUUGCACUUCUACGUGGAGGAAUGUGACUACCUGCAGGGAUUCCAGGUUCUCUGCGACCUGCACAACGGGUUUUCGGGCGUCGGGGCGAAGGUCACCGAGCUGCUGCGGGAUGAAUAUGCAGGGAAGGGAGUCCUGACGUGGGGGCUGACGCCGGUGCUUGAACCCGCUGCUCCGCAAAGGAAUCUGUACCGGCUCAUGAACACAGUCCUGGGGAUCGUCCACCUUUCCCAGCACAGCUCGCUCUUCUGCCCCUUGUCGCUGAACGGGAGCCUAGGUCUCCGGCCAGAGCCCCCGGUGGUCCUGCCGUACCUCCAGUACAACGCAUCUCUGGACUACCACACCAGUGCCGUCCUUGCCACAGCGCUGGACACAGUCACUGCUCCCUACCGGCUACAGGCCUCGGCAGUUUCUAUGGCCCACCUUGCCGAAGCCCUGAAUUUCUCCGGGAGAAAGGUAGCAGCUGCAGUGGCUUCCAUGCCGUUCCCGAUGGCUCAAGGACAGACCCUCCCCGACGCUUUGUGCAGCCAGCAGCCUGCCGUGCCCGGGAGCUCGCUCUCUUCGUGCGCGGCCCAAGGGCAGAGCCGCUGCUUCGCUCAGUCCGUGGUGCUGAGAGGAAUCGGCAAGCGGGACCAAGUGAGCGAUUCCCCACCAGGCACGGAACCCAAGUCGCUCCUUCACAUGUGCGAGACGGGCCAGGAGGUGCUCACUCGGUUCUUGCACACCAUGUCGCCCAGGACCUUCAGCAGCACGUCGCACUUACUGCAGGGCCCCUGCAAGCUGCUGCCCCCGUAUCCCCAGUAUUUCUCUCCUCUCCUGAACAAGCACGGAUGCGUCGUGGAAAAGCCUCCCCGUGCCUCAGCAACUGUUGAAAGCAUUCCCGUCUUCACUGCCCUCCGGUCCUCCGCUGUCCUGCACAAAGCUCUCGGCAGUUUUUACCAAGAGCUGUGUCAGGUGGACGUCCGGCGCUGGGCGAGCUUUUUCUCGGUCGGAGUCGAAAUGGAUGAUUUCCGGGAGACUUUGGAUGAGCUGAGGACGCUGGCCCAGUGUUACAAAGAGAGCGGCUCAGCAGAAGAAUCCGAGGAUGAUACCGACUGAUCGCUUUGUCGUGCCCUGAAGGCAGGAGACCUACAGCUGGCCUUUCAUUCCAUUUGAAAAUCGCAAUAAACUCGCUGACGCAGCUACAA